UACUCCAACUACCAAUUCAGGGGGUCCAUUUAGUUGCAACGAACCGUCACAUUUUAGGAAGGGGCCUAGUGCCACGUUGUAGUCGUACCCGUGCAAUAGGCAAACAACACAGCCUACAGUACGGUGCAUUGACUGCAGACAGUCUAUGCAUUAUUUGGUUGAAUCAAACCUACAGUAAAAAAAAACGUUGAAAUGUUAUUGCAGCAAGCUUCUUGCGAAAGGGUGUCGUGAAAAUGUCCAACAAGGGAAUAAAGAGUGACUGGUUUCCCAGUGGCCCGGAUGGAGUGGAAGAGUUGAGGACGAGAGUUGAGCCAGGAGACCUAUUGGAAUUCAAAUGCCCCUAUUUCCGACACUGGGGCAUCUACGUGGGCCAAGACGUAGACCGUAGUCUCCGGGUCAUCAACUUCCGUCGGCGGCCGUCUAAGGACCCGAACAAGGAGAACAAACGCCGGUCCCGGGCGAGCAUAUUCGCCCGGUCCCUCCGCUCCCCACACGUGGUGGAGGACACGCCACUCCGAGCGCUUCAGGGACGAUACCGAGUCCGCAUCAACAACGCCAAGGACCAGAUCUGGACGCCGUUCGGCGGGGGAGAAGUGGUUGAACGCGCCCGGGAAGAACUGCGAGCGGCACGGUGCCGCGUCCGCUUCCACCUAAUGCUCAGCAACUGCGAGCAUUUUGCCAACUUCUGCCGGUAUGGUGUGCCGUGGAGUGGGCAGGUCGAGCGAACAGUCUUCCAUUCAUUCGCUCUCCAUGCCUUCGCUGUCCAAGGUUUGCUUCGGGAUGCAGUGGCCAGAAAUUGCAACUACACGAACAGGCUUUAUUUUUACCGAUGGGACAAAAAUAAUUUUCUCUUCUCAAUCGCUUACUGAAAUCAUUCUACUCCAACUAAUUUUUGGGAUUUUUUCUCCGCAAGUCAUCAGCUGCAGUGAGACGUUUGCUUCCAAACUUUAGCUUGGUAUAGUAUUAACUAUUAGAUCGAGAGCAUUGAAAGAAUAAAUUACAGGAAAGUUCGAUUUGACUUAAACAAAAUCAUAUUUAUUUUGAUUUUGGGAUAAACACAUUUCAAUUAAAAAUAUACAUGUACUACACAAUAUUUUCCUACGCGAUUUUAGCAGUAACAAUAAUAACAGUA
This is a messenger RNA of Patiria miniata (bat star), 1132 nucleotides long. RefSeq names its product phospholipase A and acyltransferase 3-like. The transcript has 2 exons. Gene Ontology annotation, cellular component: cytoplasm. Lineage: Eukaryota; Metazoa; Echinodermata; Asteroidea; Valvatida; Asterinidae. Gene Ontology annotation, biological process: N-acylphosphatidylethanolamine metabolic process. Gene Ontology annotation, molecular function: A2-type glycerophospholipase activity; glycerophospholipid phospholipase A1 activity. The coding region runs from base 234 to 869 and encodes 211 amino acids. The record is from RefSeq and is a predicted model, not a curated record.